AUCGCCUGCCGCCCUCUUUUUGCCUUCACACAGCUCACCAUUCAUCCCCCGCACCAACACACUCCAACGCACCACCUCUUCCCCUCCCCCUACGCACACACACGCACACACACACGAUGAGCCUGACAACGGAGCAGCGUGGUGCCAAGUACACCACGGACUACGCCGUCUACUUCAAGGAUGCCGAGGGCAACUACGUCUCUCCAUUCCACGACAUCCCCACCUGGGCUGAUGAGGCCAACGGCAUUGUCAACAUGGUCUGCGAGGUCCCCCGGUGGUCCAACGCCAAGAUGGAGAUCAACACUGGUGCUCCUCUCAACCCCAUCACACAGGACGUCAAGAAGGGCAAGCCCCGCUUCGUCCACAACUGCUUCCCCCACCACGGCUACAUCUGGAACUACGGCGCCGUCCCUCAGACAUGGGAGAACCCCGACGCCAAGGACGAUCACACAGGCGAGAACGGCGACAAUGACCCCAUCGACAUCUGCGAUCUCUCUGACAGCAUUGCUGAGGUUGGCGAGAUCAAGCAGGUGAAGAUCCUCGGUGUCCUUGCCAUGAUUGAUGACGGCGAGACGGACUGGAAGCUCCUCGGCAUUGACGUCAACGACCCCCGCGCCGAAUCGCUCAACGAUGUCGGUGACAUUGAGAAGGUCAUGCGCGGCUACCUUUCGGCGACUGUCGAGUGGUUCCGCAUCUACAAGAUCCCCGCCGGCAAGCCCGAGAACCGGUUUGCCUUUGAGGGCCAGGCCAAGGACAAGAACUUUGCCCUGAGCAUCAUCAGGGAGGCGCGGGCCCAGUGGCAGAAGCUCAACAGCGGCGAGGUUGUGCACCCGAAGAUUGCCCCCAGCGGCACCAUGGUUGGCGCCGCCCCCAUCUCCCAGGAGGACGCCAAGGCAACGGUUGCCGCCGCCCCGGAGGCUGCACCAGAUGCCCCCAUUGACCCCAGCGUCAACAAGUGGCACUACAUCACCCUCUAAAGCUUGCCCUCGAGCUCGCAUCAGGAAGCGUUCGCCCACCUGUUAUGAUGAUCAGCCUCUAAUCCAACCGCUGCUUUGAUGUCACGCUUCUCCAGUGGUUUCAUCGCCGUCGUCUUCCCCCCCCCCCUUAUCUCUUUCUCCCACUUUUGUUGCUGUCUGUGUGCCCGUGUGAAUAUGUGGUCACAAUUCAGCACUUGCUCCCUUCUUCUUCUUCUCUUCUUGUUUGCCUUUUACCCUUCCCUUCUUCUUUCCUCUUGCUUGAUCUGUUUUGUUUGCCAAUAGAGAAACCAAACUCGCCCUC
Messenger RNA from Salpingoeca rosetta, 1278 nucleotides. RefSeq names its product inorganic pyrophosphatase. The coding region runs from base 117 to 977 and encodes 286 amino acids. The transcript is spliced from 8 exons. The record is from RefSeq and is a predicted model, not a curated record. Gene Ontology annotation, biological process: phosphate-containing compound metabolic process. Gene Ontology annotation, cellular component: cytoplasm. Lineage: Eukaryota; Choanoflagellata; Craspedida; Salpingoecidae. Gene Ontology annotation, molecular function: inorganic diphosphate phosphatase activity; magnesium ion binding.